This is a messenger RNA of Scatophagus argus, 2516 nucleotides long. RefSeq names its product nucleoredoxin (gene nxn). Gene Ontology annotation, molecular function: thioredoxin-disulfide reductase (NADPH) activity. The transcript has 8 exons. The record is from RefSeq and is a predicted model, not a curated record. The coding region runs from base 371 to 1627 and encodes 418 amino acids. Lineage: Eukaryota; Metazoa; Chordata; Actinopteri; Scatophagidae.
AAUAAUUGCAUCUGCUCGUCAAAACACAUUUAAAAAAAAACAAAAGAACACAGUGAUAAAGUAUCAGUUUUGCAGUUGGAAUAACCAGAUGUCACGUUGAAAGUAAAGCUCGCCUUUCGGGUGCAGGGGGGGAGCGUAACCGCCGUUGCAGUCAGGGCGAUUUAAGCGGAGCGCAUUCCUGCACAGCGCUCACACCGGAGGACGAGCCGCGGUGGAAGCACAGACCGCAACGCCUCGCAGGGGCUGGGAGCUCAACUAAAACCUCAGAUUAGAGGUGGAGGAAGUGCUGGGUGUCGCCUGAGCACAGCGGUUACAUGUACAGCAGCCUCGACUGAGGGCAACGUUGUGUGUUAGAGGAGUGUACGCCGCGAUGUCGGAGUUCCUGGUGAGUCUGCUCGGGGAGCGGCUCGUCAACAGCGAGAAAGCCGAGGUGGACGUGCAGUCGCUGGGCGCCAAGAUAUCCCUGGUCGGGCUCUUCUUCGGGUGCAGCCUGAACGCCCCGUGCAAGCAGUUCAACGGCAGCCUGUGCGAGUUUUACAGCAGGUUUAAAAAGACGUCUGAGCACAAGGACAAAUUGGAAAUCGUCUUCAUCUCGUCUGAUCAGGACCAGAAACACUGGCAAGACUUUUUGCAGGAGAUGCCAUGGCCUGCGCUACCUUUCAAAGACAGACACAAAAAGAUGAAGCUGUGGAACAAGUAUAAGGUAACCAGUAUCCCGUCUCUGGUGUUUGUGGACGCAGCUACGGGGAAGGUGGUGUGUCGAAAUGGUCUGCUGGUGGUCAGAGAUGACCCUAAAGGCCUGGAGUUCCCCUGGGGACCAAAGCCAUUUGCUGAGGUGGUGGCAGGUCCUCUUCUCAGGAACAACAGGCAGACAGCAGACAGCAGCUCUCUGGAGGGACACUACGUGGGAGUGUACUUCUCAGCACACUGGUGUCCGCCAUGCCGCAGUUUGACCCGGGUCUUGGUGGAAUCGUAUCGAACCAUCAAAGAGUCGGGUCAGAAGUUUGAGAUCGUGUUUGUCAGCGCUGACAGGUCAGAGGAGUCCUUUAAGCAGUACUUCAGCGAGAUGCCAUGGUUGGCGGUGCCAUAUCCAGAUGAAGCUCGGCGAUCACGACUCAACAGGCUCUAUGGAAUACAAGGUAUUCCCACACUGAUUCUGCUAGACACAGAAGGUCACAUGAUCACGCGACAGGGCCGCGUGGAGGUGCUGAACGACCCGGAGUGCCGGCUCUUUCCCUGGCACCCUCGGCCCGUGCUCGAGCUCAGCGAGUCCAAUGCCGUGCAGCUCCAUGAGGGGCCCUGCCUCGUCCUGUUUGUGGACGCUGAGGAGGAGGGUGAAUUGGAGCCAGCCAAGGAGCUCAUUCAGCCAAUAGCUGAGAAGCUUAUGGCCAAGUACAAAGCCAAGGAGGAGGAGACACCGCUGCUCUUCUUUGUGGCUGGAGAGGAUGACAUGACUGACUCCCUGCGGGACUACACAAACCUCCCAGAAGCAGCACCUCUGCUUACCAUCCUGGACAUGUCGGCUCGUGCCAAGUAUGUUCGCGACGUAGAAGAGAUCACGCCGGCUGUAGUCGAUCAAUUUGUCAGCGACUUCCUGGCGGAAAAGCUCAAACCAGAGCCCAUCUAAAGACGAAGUUCAAGUAUAAAAUGGACAUACUAUAUGGGACUCACUCCAUCGUCGAAACCCUGACGCGUUGCUCCACCCUUCACCCUUUCCAGCCUCCCACUAUCUCUCCCACCUCCCCUCUGACUUUGUCAGACUGUUAGAGAGAUGUCUCACUUUUUACUGACAUUUUAACAUUUUUUUUAAACAUGUUUCUCUUUUCAUGGAGUCCUCUCUCUCCUGUGGUGCCUUGCAUUGAUGAUAGUUCCUACAGUAAUAUAUAUGGAGAUUCUGUUGGUUCUUUUUUUCUUCUUCUUCUUCUUUUGGCCUCAAGAAAAGUUUUCUUUUUCACUCGAUAGCUUUCAGAACUCUAGAGCAAAACCAUAGAAUUACCCAGUGGACCUACGUAUUCAGCUGAUUCUUUGCUUUGUGUUUUUGUCUGCAAAAUCCUUGUUACAUUUGGUUUCAGAAUGAUGUUGAGAAAGAAAUAAAAUGCAUUUUUACAGUUGUAAUCCACACAUAGUGCAAGAUGUGCUAAACCUCAGUUGGAUGUAGCCGUAUGCUUUUAUGGCCCUAUUUAAAGAAGAAAAAGGUGCACAUAAAGUAAAGACCACAUUAUACCCGCUUGGAACAGACCAAUGACUGAUGUUUUAAACCCCGUGUCUUAGUGUGUGUGUGUGUAUGUGUGUGUGUGUUAUGAUGUGAGUGAAAGUCAUCUCUUGCCUGUUGUUAAUGGUGGUUCUCAUCUCAGUCAUUAUGAGGAUUUUCUGUGAAGGUCCCCUAAUGAAAAGACCAGGUUAUUUCUGAAGGCACAAAAAUGGCAUUGGAAAUGUGUUGAAUGUAUAAAAUCCUGUAUUCUGUUACUUCAGUCAUGACUUCUCGCACCCAUUAAAAAUUCACUGGCAAGCACAAA